UGUUGGCAAAGGAUUAUCAAGAAAAUCAAACUCCACUAUUUCAGCAUCAUUGGUUUGGUAUGAUGGACAACAUAGUGUUAGGAGCCCUAUUGUUGUAUACUCUAUUUAUAAGGAUUUGUAGUGGUUCUACCUUCGUCGUUGCUUUGUGUUUAUUCUUAACCCAUACAAAUGAUAAUACAAGUCGAAUUAAAUUAGAAAACUUUUUUUUUUUUUUUUGGCUCAAGUUAAUUUUUGCAUCAAUAACGAGUUAUAGAAAUAAAAGUACUAUAUCCGUUAUAGAUUAUGUGCAACGAUUAAACAUCUUCCCUCUUUGCUUUAUGUCAAAUCGUUGCACAUAACCUAUAACGGAGGCAGUAGAAAUAAAUUAAUAACGAGUUAUAGCCUUAUAGGCUAACUUACAAUGAUGAUCAAAUAACAGCAGCAACAAGAAGAGUAAAACAAUCAGCAAAUGUGUAAUGUCUUCCAAAGUUCAAUUAUUCUUCUCCUUCAUCUUCCCUUUCCCCCUUCAAUUCCUCUGCUACUAGAGAGAAAAACCCAAAAAAAUAAUUCAAUUAGAGAGAGUAAUUCAACCCUACAUUUUAAUUAAUCUAAUGAUUUUCUAAGAAAGUUAGCUACUUCCUUUACCUUUAUUAGCUUUCCGUGACUCCUCGAUCGCCCUCUAAACGAUCAAAAUAAGGUAAAGCUUGAAGAUAAGUUUUGCACUCUAUUAAUUUCUCAGUCCCUCUAGUCGGGUGGGCGCCGGCCGAUCUUUCGACCAGAUCCCCUCUUUUAGUAAGCAGCUUGCGGCAGUGGUUUUCUCUUUGAUUUCCGUUCACCUUUUCUUUACUAAACUACCACUUUCUGCUUGCUUUCCGUAGGAGCAUAAUCAUUUGUAGAUUCAAAUAUGUAUCUUUAGUUAUGCAAUAUCUCAUUUUUCACUCCCUAAAUAGGGUUCUUUUCACCUUUCCCUCACGGUCAUUGAGGAAUACUUAGGCUUAGAGGGUGGUCCCCCUUUCUCGCGUAAAAGCGGUGAUCCGUCCUCGCAAAGGCAGAAUAGCGGACUGGCAGAACUUGAGCAAUUUACAUAAAAAAUAAAGCCCAUAUCCCUAUCUUUUUCUGGGAAAACCUAGAAUUUUGUUUUUCAAAGUGUUUUAUUUGGUGGGUAUUUUGUGAAACUUUUCAAAACGGGUUAUUGAGAGAAAGAUCACUGGAACCGGUUGUAUUGGACGAUAUAAUCAACAGGCUAUUGAAUUCGCAGCAACCUAACCUUUUGGAGCUUGAAGCCACUCUCAAGAUUUACGGUUUAUAUUAUAUACAUGGGGUCUACUUCAGAGGAAUACUCUGUUACAUCUGAGUACCACCUUGGUAUCCUCCAACAAGUUUUAGAGGACAAUAUGGCAAAAGAUUUAUUGGUUAGAAUUUACCGGAAGAGUUUCAAUGGUUUUGCAGCAAGGCUAACUGAGAAAGAAAGUGAAAAACUCAGGGGAACGAAGGAAGUGAUAUCUGUGUUUCCUAGUAGAACACUUGAACUUCAAACGACGAGGUCUUGGGAUUUCUUGGGAUUCCCUGAGACAGUGGUGCCUAAAAGUCCACGUUCUGAGAGUAAUCUGAUACUUGGUGUCAUUGACUCCGGGAUAUGGUCUGAAUCACCGAGUUUUAAUGAUGAUGGCUUUGGCCCUCCACCGAAGAAAUGGAAAGGUGUUUGUAAGGGCGGAAAAAAUUUCACUUGUAACAACAAGCUUAUUGGAGCUAGGACUAUUUUUGAUUCUGCGAGGGAUAAAGUUGGUCAUGGAACCCAUACUGCCUCAACAGCAGCUGGUAGGAUCGUGGAUCAUGCAAGUUUUUAUGGACUGGCAGAAGGGGCUGCUAGAGGAGCAGUACCAUCUGCUAGGAUAGCUGCAUACAAAGUUUGUGAGGACUUGACAUGUUCGGAAGCAGAUAUUCUUACUGCUUUUGAUGAAGCCAUUGCUGAUGGGGUUGACGUAAUUACAAUUUCCAUUGGAGGAUCACAUGCAACUGAUAUAUAUUCAGACAGUAUUGCAAUAGGUGCUUUUCACGCGAUGCAGAAGGAAAUACUGACAGUGCAGUCUGCUGGGAAUGGGGGAAAUGCGAGUGGUACUGUAGCUAGUGUUGCACCCUGGUUAUUCAGUGUCGCAGCAAGUGAUAUGGAUCGCCGAAUCCGUGAUAAAGUUGUCCUUGGAAAUGGAAAAACUUUAAUUGGUAAUUCUAUCAACUCCUUUACACUGAAGGGAGACAUGUUCCCUUUGGUAUAUGGGAAACAGGCGUCAAGUUCGUGUGAGGAGCUUGUGGCUGAGAUAUGUACAUCGACCUGCCUAGAUGAAAAGUUAGUGAAGGGGAAGAUAGUAGUUUGUGACAGUACAGAUGGAUCAGGAAUUGGUGAAGGUUUGAGAGCUGGUGCCCUUGGGGUAGUGGCACGAUCGUUUGUUGAAGAUUACUCUCGGAUUUUACCUAUGGCUGCAGUCGAGUUAAAAACCUCUGAUUUUGAAGCACUAAUAUCCUAUCUUAAUUCCACAAAAGCUCCAAAGGCAAACAUCCUAAAGAGUGAAUCCUUGAAUGACACUUCUGCUCCUGUUGUUGCUUCAUUUUCUUCUCGAGGGCCUAAUGGUAUUGCAUCGGAUAUUCUCAAGCCUGAUAUCACGGCACCAGGUGUAGAAGUUCUGGCUGCGUUUUCACCUGAUGCUGAAUUAACUCGUAAUUAUAAUGAUUCAAGAUCAGUUAAUUAUUCUGUAUUAUCUGGAACAUCCAUGUCUUGUCCUCAUGUAGCGGGUGCAGCUGUGUAUGUGAAAUCAAUUCAUCCUGAUUGGUCUCCUUCAGCUGUUAAAUCUGCUUUGAUGACUACAGCGCGUCCUAUGAGUACUCUGAAGAACCCAGAUGCUGAAUUUGCUUAUGGAUCAGGGCAUCUUAAUCCUGUGGCAGCUACAAACCCCGGACUUGUUUAUGAAGCAACUGAAGAUGAUUAUAUUCAAUUUCUGUGCAAGUUAGGUUACACCAAAGAUGACAUAACUCAAAUAUCGGGCAAGAAGAGUUUCUCCUGCCCGAAAAAGAUUUUGCCACCAAAGGAUGUUAACUAUCCUACCAUUUCUGCCGCGGUUGAUGCUGAUAAACCUUUAAAUGUCAAGUUCUAUAGAACAGUUACUAAUGUUGGAGUUGCAAAUUCCACCUACACAGCAAAAGUUGAAUCAGCAAAGAAUAUAAAGGUUACAGUGAAUCCGAGCUCUCUUUCAUUCACAUCAUUGAAUGAAAAGAAGUCCUUCAAUGUGACUGUGGUUGGUGAGGGAUUAUCUAGUGGCUCUCAUAUUUCUGCAUCACUGGUUUGGUCUGAUGGAAAUCAUAUUGUUAGGAGUCCUGUUGUAUUAUACAGUAUAUAGUCAUUCUUCGUAUCUCCAACAUUGACCUAUAGAACGACUCAAUGAUAUAUCGAGAAUAUAGAACAUGUACUGCCUAUGAUUGUAAAAGUGUUUGUCCCAUUUUAAUAAGAGCUGAGCAGAUUAUAUCCCA
This is a messenger RNA of Chenopodium quinoa (quinoa), 3498 nucleotides long. Its product is annotated as subtilisin-like protease SBT4.3. Gene Ontology annotation, biological process: proteolysis. The coding region runs from base 1296 to 3368 and encodes 690 amino acids. The transcript has 10 exons. Lineage: Eukaryota; Viridiplantae; Streptophyta; Magnoliopsida; Caryophyllales; Amaranthaceae. Gene Ontology annotation, molecular function: serine-type endopeptidase activity. The record is from RefSeq and is a predicted model, not a curated record.